Ilex paraguariensis (yerba mate) is the source of this 231-nucleotide messenger RNA. NCBI's taxonomy places the organism in Eukaryota, Viridiplantae, Streptophyta, Magnoliopsida, Aquifoliales, Aquifoliaceae. The record is from the annotation of a GenBank genome assembly.
AUGUCUUCAUUGGGGACUUCAAAAGGAAUUCUGGAGAUCGCAAAGUUCGCAGUUUACGUUUCCGUUCCGAUCGGUCUAAUGUAUUUCUUCGCCAACAACACCAAGAAUCUCCAGAGAAUCAUGGGCAAUCAUCAAUAUGUAGUGUAUCCACCAGAGGCCCCACGGCCUCCAUCACCAGAGGAACUAAGGGAGAUGGCUCGAGAAAUAGCUCGCAAGAGAAACAAUGGUUGA